Penicillium maclennaniae is the source of this 990-nucleotide messenger RNA. RefSeq names its product aldo/keto reductase. The transcript is spliced from 2 exons. Gene Ontology annotation, molecular function: oxidoreductase activity. NCBI's taxonomy places the organism in Eukaryota, Fungi, Ascomycota, Eurotiomycetes, Eurotiales, Aspergillaceae. Bases 1 to 990 code for a protein of 329 amino acids. The record is from RefSeq and is a predicted model, not a curated record.
AUGAAAUACGUGCAACGCGGAAGUAGCAGUCUUCGCAUUGCCCCAAUCGGUGUGGGAUGUAUGAGCUUUGGAAAUCCUGAGGGUCGUUUCAAGUGGUCAAUUUCGGAAGAGGAAGCACUGCCGGUCUUGAAUCAUUGCUACGAGGCCGGGCUGAACUUCUUCGACACCGCAAACGCUUAUUCCAAUGGCUUAUCGGAAGUAAUUCUCGGCAAGGCAAUCAAGAAAUACAGCUGGCGCCGCGAAAAAAUUGUCAUCGCAACCAAGCUAUGGGCCCCUGUCGGCCGUGGUGCUGAACAGCCCAUAGCCAUGACCGAUGACGAAGAAGACAACAGCGGCUAUGUGAACCAAUACGGAUUGAGCCGGAAGCAUAUCUUUGCGAGCGUCGAGGCCAGCCUGCAGAGACUCGAUCUGCCCUACGUCGAUCUGCUGCAGAUCCACCGAUUUGACCCCAGAACUCCCGUGAAGGAGACAAUGGAGGCGCUCCACGAUAUUGUCAAGUCCGGCAAAGUGCGCUACAUCGGCGCUUCGUCGAUGUGGGCUCACCAGCUCCUCGAAUACCAAUACACGGCUCGCAUUCAUGGCUGGACGGAGUUUACCUCGAUGCAGAGUCUUCACAAUGCUAUCUACCGUGAAGAGGAGAGGGAGAUCCCUGUUGCAAUGGGCUUCUUGGCUCGACCCUGGCGUGAUUUCUCCAAGACAACCCGCGGAGAGGGCCAGGGCCCUGGUUUCCUAGGCCAGCCAGCGACAGAGACAGACAAGAAAAUCAACGAGCAAAUUGAGAAGAUUGCCGAGCAGCAUGGUGUGUCGAUGGCGACUGUAGCAAUUGCUUGGUCUCUCUCAAGGGCUUUCAUUACGGCGCCGAUUCUUGGAAUGAGCAAGAAAGAAAGAGUUGAUGAGGCAGUGAAAGCUAUUUCAUUCGAGCUUACUUCCGCUGAGUUGAAGAGCAUUGACGACCUAUACGAGCCCAAGAAGGUGCUUGGCCAUCAAUAA